AUGGCGGCGGCGUCCAACGCGGACGCGUACAAGUCCCUCGCCUCCGGGGUCUCGUGGCCCGAGGCGUGCAACAAAUCCCUCGCGGAGAUGGACCCGGAGAUGGCCGACAUCAUCGAACACGAGAAGGCGCGCCAGUGGAAAGGCCUCGAGCUCAUCCCGUCCGAGAACUUCACCAGCCGCUCCGUCAUGGAAGCCGUGGGCAGCGUCAUGACAAACAAGUACUCCGAGGGGUACCCGGGCGCGAGGUACUACGGCGGGAACGAGUUCAUCGAUCAGGCCGAGACGCUGUGCCAGAAGAGGGCGCUGGAGGCGUUCCGUCUGGACCCCGAGAAGUGGGGAGUGAACGUCCAGUCCCUCUCCGGAUCGCCCUCCAACUUCCAGGUGUACACCGGCUUGCUCAACCCCCACGACAGGAUCAUGGGCCUCGACCUGCCCCACGGCGGCCACCUCUCCCACGGGUUCCAGACGGACACGAAGAAGAUCUCCGCGGUGUCCAUCUUCUUCGAGUCCAUGCCGUACAGGCUCGACGAGUCCACCGGUUUGAUCGACUACGACGCGUGCCAGACGCUCGCCACCGCGUACCGUCCGAAGCUCCUCAUCGCGGGCGCGUCUGCGUACAGCAGACUGUACGAUUACAAGCGCAUGCGCGAAAUCGCCGACAGCACCGGGGCGUACCUCCUGGCGGACAUGGCGCACAUCUCCGGCCUCGUCGCCGCGGACAUGAUCCCGUCGCCGUUCGAGUAUUCCGACGUGGUGACCACCACCACGCACAAGUCCCUUCGCGGCCCUCGCGGCGCGAUGAUCUUCUACCGCAAGGGCCAGAAGGGCGUCGACAAGAAGGGCGCGCCGGUCAUGUACGACCUUGAGGACAAGAUCAACUUCAGCGUCUUCCCUGGGCUCCAGGGCGGUCCCCAUAACCACACGAUCGCGGGUUUGGCCGUCGCGUUGAAGCAGGCGGCGUCGCCCGAGUUCAAGGCGUACCAGACGCAGGUGAUGCGCAACAUGCACGCCAUGUCCGAGAGGCUCAAGAGCCACGGCAUCGAGCUCGUCUCCGGAGGUACGGACAACCACCUCGUGCUCGCGGACCUCCGCCCGCUCGGCGUGGACGGCUCGCGCGUCGAACGCGUCCUCGAGCUCGCGCACAUCGCGUGCAACAAAAACACCGUACCGGGAGACAAGAGCGCGAUGGUCCCCGGCGGCUUGCGCUUGGGCACACCCGCGCUCACGACGCGCGGAUUCGUCGAGGCGGAUUUCGAGAAGGUGGCGGACUUUGUCGUCCGCGGCAUCCACAUCGCGAAGGACCUCAAGACGAAGCUCGGGCCGAAGCUGAAGGAUUUCCGCGACGGUUUGUCUCACGCGCCCGAGGGUAAGUUCCCGGAGAUCGACGCGCUCAAGGCGGAGGUUGAGGCGUUCGCGGCGACGUUCCCCACCAUCGGGUUCGACAAGGCUGAGGGCAAGUACACUCAGUCGCUGUGAGCCGACUCGGUCGCUGUGAGCCGACUCGGUCGCCGCGAGCGCUCGGCGUCGAGUCAAUUGUUUCAGAUUUGUUUUGAGAUUCAGUUGUGAGAUUAUACC
Messenger RNA from Micromonas commoda, 1575 nucleotides. RefSeq lists its product with no specific name. Gene Ontology annotation, biological process: L-serine catabolic process; tetrahydrofolate interconversion; folic acid metabolic process. Bases 1 to 1476 code for a protein of 491 amino acids. Gene Ontology annotation, molecular function: serine binding; zinc ion binding; glycine hydroxymethyltransferase activity. Lineage: Eukaryota; Viridiplantae; Chlorophyta; Mamiellophyceae; Mamiellales; Mamiellaceae. The transcript is spliced from 3 exons. Gene Ontology annotation, cellular component: cytoplasm. The record is from RefSeq and is a predicted model, not a curated record.